Messenger RNA from Paramisgurnus dabryanus, 6805 nucleotides. The record is from RefSeq and is a predicted model, not a curated record. Lineage: Eukaryota; Metazoa; Chordata; Actinopteri; Cypriniformes; Cobitidae.
AGCAAACACGUGAGUGAGCCGAGAAAAACUUUACUACCAUCAUUCAGUACAUAUAAUAAAAAUGAAGAGUUAUUAGUAAAUGUUUUAACUAGAUGGGAUUGUAGUCAGUAGUGAGAAAGUGAAGAUUAACAGUUUGAAACAGGUUGAUAUUUGGACAUAUUCUAGGACAGAAGCAACACAAAAAACACACUUCUGUUGUGUGUGCGUGUGUUGUCUUCAGUUUCACUUCUGUCAUGGGCUCCACAGCAACAAAGAGUCUCCCUGACGAAACUGAUGAAGACACAAUGAACAGUUUGAUUGAUAGAGAAUCUGCUGAAUCUAUGAAAAGUGAUGAUUCAAUGCCACAUCCACCUAACUUCAGUUUAGAAGACUCUGAUACAGAUGUGAGGAAUUUCAAAGGAAAGUCCUCCAAAGGGAAGGAUAUGGAUUCUGUUUUCCAGGAGCUUGAACACGAAAUCAUCUCUCUGAUGAAGGAAGAGCUGAAGAUCUUCAAGAGUCUACUGAGCUCAGAUUACCCAGAAUGCUCUGAAAGAGAGGAAGAGGAGGAUGAAGAUCAGAUCAGAGAGGAGCUUCUGAAGAUCACACUGCACGUCCUGAAGAAGAUGAACCAGAAAAACCUUGCUGAUAAACUACUGACCAAAAUUUUACCUUUGUGUGUGAAAAAACACAAAUCCAGACUAAAGGAGAAAUUUCAGAGAAUAAAUGAAGGAAUAUCAAGUCAAGGAAACUCAAGACUUGUGAAUGAGAUCUACACAGAGCUGUACAUUACAGAGGGAGGGAGUGAAGAACUCAAUAAUGAACAUGAGGUGAGACAGAUUGAGACAACAUCCAGAAGAUCAGAGACACAAGAAACACCAAUCAAAUGUAAUGACAUCUUUAAAGCUUUACCUGGACAAGACAAACACAUCAGAACUGUGCUGACUAAAGGAAUUGCUGGAAUUGGAAAAACCGUCUCUGUACAGAAGUUCAUUCUGGACUGGAGUGAAGGAAAAGCAAAUCAGGAUCUUCACAUCAUAUUUCCACUUCCAUUCAGAGAACUGAAUCUGAUGAAGAACACAAAUAUCAGUCUGAUGGAUCUUCUUCAUCAGUUCUUCACAGAUACAGUAGAACUGAGAUCAAGAGACUUUGAUUUCUAUAAAGUUGUGUUUAUCUUUGAUGGUCUGGAUGAGUGUCGUCUUCCUCUAGAUUUCUCAAACAAUCAGAGUUUGUUUGAUGCAAGAGAAAAAGCUUCAGUGGAUGUGCUGUUGACAAACCUCAUCAAGGGGAAUCUGUUUCCUUCUGCUCUGAUCUGGAUAACAUCACGACCAGCGGCAGCCAAUCAGAUUCCUUCUGACUGUGUCCACCAGAUAACAGAUGUACGAGGAUUCAAUGAUCCUCAGAAGGACGAGUAUUUCAUCAAGAGAAUAAAUGAUGAGAGUUUGUCCAACAGAAUCAUCAGACACAUCAAAUCAUCCAGGAGUUUGUACAUCAUGUGUCACAUCCCAGUCUUUUGUUGGAUUACAGCCACUGUUCUAGAGAGAAUGUUGAGUGAAUCAGAGAGUCAAGCAGAGAUCCCCAAGACUCUCACUCAAAUGUUCACACACUUCCUGAUAUUUCAGACCAAACUGAAGAGUCAGAAGUAUGAUGGGAAACUUGAGGUAGAUCUUCAGCAGGUCAGAAAGAGUCUUCUGUCACUGGGAAAACUGGCUUUUCAACAGCUGGAGAAAGGGAAUCUGAUCUUCUAUGAGGAGGAUCUGAGAGAGUGUGACAUUGAUGUCAGAGAUGCUUCAGUGUACUCAGGAGUUUGUACUCAGAUCUUCAGAGAGGAGCUUGGACUGAACCUGGUGAAGGUCUACAGCUUUGUGCAUCUGACCAUUCAGGAGUUUCUUGCUGCUUUAUUUGUCUUUCUUUCAUUUUCUCAACAAACGCCAGGAUUCUUCAGCAUGAUCAGAUUUUCAGAUUUAAUGAAGAGUGAAGUGGACAAAGCCUUACAGAGUGAGAAUGGACACCGGGACCUUUACCUCCGAUUCCUUAUGGGUCUCUCACUGGAGUCCAAUCAGAUGAUCCUACGAGAUCUACUGACACAGACAGGAAGAAGAUCUGACACCAGACAGGAAAUAGUUGAGUACAUUAAGAUGAAGAUCAGAGAGAAUCAAUCUCUAGAGAAAUCCAUCAAUCUGUUUCACUGUCUAAAUGAGCUGAAUGAUCAAUCUCUAGUGAACGAGGUACAAACAUAUCUGAACAGAAAAGAUAACAGUCGUCUCUCUGGAGUCAAACUCUCUCCCUCUCAGUGGUCGGCUGUGGUGUUUGUGUUACUGAACUCAGAUCAGACGCUGGAUGAGUUUAAACUGGAGAAAUAUGGUCAAUCCGAUGAAUGUCUUCAGAGGCUGCUGCCAGUGAUCAAAGCAUACAGAAAAGCUGAUCUGAUGGCAUGUAAUCUGACAGAGAAAAGUUGUUCAUCAUUGAGUUCAGUUCUCAUCUCAAACUCCUCAAGUCUGACAGAACUGAACCUGGGUGGAAAUAAACUCCAGGAUUCAGGAGUAAAGCUUCUCUCUGAUGGACUGAAGAAUACAAACUGUAAACUGAGGAUAUUACAUCUGUGGUCCUGCGGUAUUGGAGAUGAAGGUUUUGUUGCUUUGGCGUCAGCUCUGAGAUCAAACCCAUCACACCUGACUGAACUCAAUCUGUACGGUAAUAAUCCAGGAGAUUCAGGAGUGAAGCUGAUCUCUGAUCUACUGAUGGAUCCACAGUGUAAACUACAUAAACUAGAUCUGAGCUACUGUAAUCUGACAGAGAAAAGUUGUUCAUCAUUAAGUUUAGUUCUCAUCUCAAACUCCUCAAGUCUGACAGAACUGAACCUGAGUGACAAUAAACUGCAGGAUUCAGGAGUGAAGCUUCUCUCUGAUGGACUGAAGAAUACAAACUGUAAACUGAAGAUAUUAAAUCUGAUGAACUGUAAUCUGACAGAGAAAAGUUGUUCAUCAUUGAGUUCAGUUCUAAGCUCAAACUCUUCAAGUCUGACAGAACUGAACCUGAGUCUCAAUGAUCUGCAGGAUUCAGGAGUGAAGCUUCUAUCUGAUGGACUGAAGAAUACAAACUGUAAACUCAAAAAAUUAAAUCUGAUGUCCUGCGGUAUUGGAGAUGAAGGUUUUGUUGCUUUGGCUUCAGCUCUGAGAUCAAACCCAUCACACCUGACGGAACUCAGUUUGAUCAAUCCAGGAGAUUCAGGAGCGAAGCAGAUGUUUGAUCUACUGAAGGAUCCAACCUGUAAACUACACAAACUACAUAUCUGAUCUGGACUGUAUCUUCAUCUACAAGAGCUACGGAGGACGAAUCAAACAACACGCUUCAGUCAUAAAGUUAUCUCUUGAAAUAUUUCGCCUUGAUUCGACUUAUGCAACUUCUGAUUCUCUAUUCAGAUUCUGGACUUUAUAAAGAAAGACUCAUUAAAAAAGGGAUUAGACUAAUCCUAGUCUAAAAUAAAUGUAAGAGCUGUUAAAACUGAAAACAACUUGCACUGACAUAUCUUAAGAUACAUCAGUGCCCUUUGUUUUGCCUUAAAAUUCACAAAAGUAAUGUUUUAGUAAAGCAUGUUUGUUAAACUAGUUAUAUUAUCUUAUUAAACUAAGGCCUAGUCCUGGUUUAAGCUAAUUCCUGUCCGGGAAACCACCCCAGAAAGUUAAAUCUGAGUUUAACAUGUUUUCAACCAGUGGCAGCUGGUCAAUGGGGGGGCCGCCCCCCAAAGUUGGCCAGAGAAGAAAGCUCUCAACCAGUUCUGUCCCUAAUGGAAGUUUCUGAAUCUACAGUUAAUACAUACCUAAAUUCUCUUAAAGCUCCACUGUGUAAGAUCUACUCCCAUCUAGCGGUGAAAUUCUAUAUGACAACCAACUGAAUAUUACUUUCUAGCCCCCCCAAUUCGGAACGCGUUUUAACUCGUACGGUGACCGUGUCAUGCCAAGGUUAACAUGGCUUCCAGUAGCUACAAAGCAAAAGCGAUGAAAAAAAUGAACAAUUUGCAAUGUCCUUUGCCUGUGAACCAUCAAAGCACACAGAUUUAUGUUAAACAUGGAAAAAGUCUUAUUUAUUUUCAUGAUAUGUCCGCUUAAAAUCACAUACAUCCAUAAACGUAGCUUAGACACUCCUUUUUCAUCAACGCGAGGAAAAAUAUCCCAGGGACUGUUACACUUGGUAUUAAGAUGUGUUUUCGUCGAUCGGAUCACAAGUGGACGAGAGAGACACAUCACGUUUACACUUGGUGUUUAAAUCCCUCUCUUUUUGUCCAUUUUUGACCGCACCUCUCCAGAUUACUGAGGGGAUGGUCUGUGGACGAGUCCCUCUCAUGUCAUUUAAUCAUGAGCGGGAGUAAUGACGGGUUUAAAUGGACACAAACUAAUAUUAUGUCAGAGUCCAAUGCUUAUGUUUUAAGUAAACAUGUUACAUGUCCGUGUACAGUACCUCAGAUUACAUAAAUGGGCGGAGAGACGGCGUGUGGCUGUUCGAACACAUCAAAUCACAUGAAUGUUUACACUAACAAGUGUUAUGCAUAGUCAUGCUAUAGUUAGCCUAGGAACUAUAAAACUUCAAGUUUACAACAUAGACUGUAUAGAUGUAAACGAAUAUGCUGAAUUACCUGUGGAGAAGAUAGAAAGUGCAACUUCAGUCUCCCUUGAGUCCCAUCUUGGAAAACUAACAUUACUCCAAUAUUGACUUUGGUCUUGUUGUUUUUCCUGUCGCAUUGUCAUUUUAAAACCCCUUUUCGCUUCCUUGGCGACGUGUUUUAAUGUCCUCGAAAAUAAGUCUUCAACAGGCUUUCAAAUCUGCCUCAAAUCAAAGAUCGCGUGGUCAUCACGGUUUGCAGCUGUUGCAGCCGAAGGAUUCAGGUUGCAUAUGUGGGCUGCAUACGUCAUCAAACCUGGUUUAUUUAAAUUAACUGAGCAUUACAUUCACAAGUCAUAAUCAUAUUACAUAAAUAUGCAAUUAACUAAGAAUAAUUGUCAGCUUUAUAAUUGUUAAUAUUCUGAAAUAAGACUGUCUUGAUGACGUAUACCGCCUACACAUGCAACCUCCGGAGGCUUCAGCUAGCGGCCAGCGUGAGUGUAGUCUGAAAGCGCGAAAGGCGGAGCUUGAAUUUCAGGAAUGUCCCUCGUCGGCGAAUGUAUUUCAAAGAUGGAGGCACAACAUGGAUGCGCCAGUCGACCGAUUCGACCGUAUGUAUUUUAAAUAGCAGAUUCUACACUUACGAGAAUACUUUGAUUAGUGGGUGGGAACUAAUUACACAUGAAUGAGCACAUACUUUUGAAAGAAAACAUGGGUUUUUUUUAAGAAUUAAUUCAAAAAAGUACACAGUGGAGCUUUAAAACCUCUAAAUCAAAUUAUAUAUUUGGACAAGACUCCCUUUUUUAAAAGGCAUGUGGAUUUAUUUACUGGUCCAACAACAAAGUUAAUUAAAGCUGCAAGCAGCGAUGGAAGGGCCCUCGCACGUAUGAGCACCGCCACCCGAUGGCCUUAGGAAAAACUGUGAACAGUGUGGAUAUGAAUUUUUGUGUGCAAAUAUAUGUGGAUAUUUUAAUUAGACUGACCAAAUAUGAUGUUGAUAUUGUUAAAUCUCUUAGAGCAGUGAAUCAGUGUUUUCUGAUUCAUCUAGGUGGCGCUAUGACUGUAUCUGUAUUUUGCUAUGUUGAUGGUUACAGGCCGGGCCCCUUAUUAACCAUGUGAAGUAUUGGGCAGGUUGGACAUUGUAUGCCUGAAUUACAACAACUUCCAGUUUCAUGGUGAAACAUCAAACUUUGCCAGACUGCCACGGACACGCCUUUCAACGAAAAGUCAAGAUUUUUACGAUUUAUCAUCGCAAAGUCCUUAAGAUCUGUCUGACCAAAUAAGAUGAUGAUCUAAUAAAAUUUCUGAGCAAUAAAUCACAGUGUAAAACCUGACAUUUCCUGCUGCCAGCAGGUGACGCUAUUACUGUAUGUGAAUAAUUCCAUGUUGAUGUGUUCAGGCCAGGGCACUUAUCAAUCAUGCGAAGCGUGGGUCAGAUUCGAUAUUGUGAGCCUGAGUUAGAACAACUUCCUGUUUUAUAGCGAAAAGCUGAAAUGUGGCAGGCCGCCAUGGACACAUCCUCCAACGAAAAGUCAAGAUCUCCGAAAUUUAGCAUCGCAAAGGCCUUUAGAUGACACAGACCAAAUAUGGUUUUAAUCUAAGGAAAUCUGUCAGAGUAGUUUGUUAUAGUAUGAAGCCUGGAAAUGGUAAAAUUUGCGCUCAAAUUAUUUAUUUUUUAUUUAUUUAUUUAUUGCCAAAGAUUUAUUCCUUGGAUUUUUCUUGGUGAGCUCAUCCACAAUAGUGUCAAACAUUUAAAUACAUUGAAAUACAUUGUUACAUACACAUACAUAUACAACUGUAUAUUUCUAAACAAUUAUAAGGAAUGAAAUACAGUUGCAGAAGAGUUGAGAGCAUGAACAAUCCUACAAUAGGUACUAUUCAAAAAACGUGUAGUCUUAGUUUUAAUUUCUCUAAGGCGUCUACCUGAAGGAAGAGGCCUAAGGAGGUGACUAGCUGGAUGUAGGGGAUCUUUCAGGAUCAUUAAUCCCUUUUUCUCCAAACGUGAAACAUAAAUCUCAUCAAUAGAGGGAAGAUCACAACCAAUAAUUUUCGAAGCAACCCGAGGAAUAUUAUUAAUCUGAGCUCUCUGCUGAACUGUGGAGUUACCAAACCACACUAUACGCGAGAAUGUCAACACACUUUCAAUGACCGCUCUAUAAAAGUUUAACAUACCAGCUUUAGAUACGCCAAACUUUCUGAGCUGUCUUAAGAAAAAGAGCCUUUGGUGAGA